AUGUCAAUUGAGAGAACUAGGUAUGCUAACAGCAUUCUUACUUCUAAGGACCCUUUAGAGGCGACCGAAAUUAUAAGAGUACGGCUUUCACAGGCCAAACUCAUAAACAAAGAGGUUUACACGUUUUUCAAAGAAAUCUGUGACUUGAAAAAGCAGUACUCACAGCAGCUGCGUAAGAUUAUUGUUAAGAAUGAAGACUUGCAAAAAUUGCUUGUUAACGAUAUGCUAAGUUCGAAUGUUUUGACAGCGGACGAAAUGCGGGAUUUCCGGUUUGACUCAUUGGGCAAAUUGAAGGAGGUAUGGUCAGAUAUGUUUGAUGGACUGAAGGUGGAACUAGAAAGCUCAAAUGAGCUCUACCGGGUCCUAGAAAAUGACGUGACUGUUACGUUGAAAGAUUUUACCGAAAAAGACUCUAAGUGGAAGGAUAUUCGUACGUUGCACGCUGACUUGAGCCAGGUUGCAGCAAAUAUAGAUUACAGCAAACGUAAAAAUGGGACUGAGUUCGAAGACAGGGCUCGCGAGGCUAGUGCGAAAUGGGAUUCAGAAGCAGGCGACCUUUUUGAGCUUUUUGAGGCUACUGAUUAUAGCAGACUCUUAAUUUUGAAAAGCUGUCUUUUGAAGUACGAAAGUGCCGUUGGCGAUAGUCUGCAAAAUAAUUCUUCAGAAAACGAAAGGGCUAUGGCUAAAAUAUUAGAGUUCCAACCCGAGAUGGAGAUUGACCGUUUUGCAAGCGAUGCUAGAGACUACAGAUUUCGUCUUGGCUUGCCCUCAAGCGCAUCGCACGUUUCUUCGGAGACAAGGUCCGAAAAAUUGGGUUCACUGCCCAAAACUCAUCACAAGGGAGGACUGAACAAUAUCGCCAACCGAUUGUCCUCCUCCGGGACUAUUAUCAAACACGACCUGAUGAAGAAGGAAUUUUCAGACGAAGGGAACAAUAAGUCUUUGAAGAACAAGAAAUCAUCCGGAAAAUUAAAGUCUAGGAUGGGGUCCAUCUUUGGCAGAAAUAAGUUAAAGAAGAAAACCUCGUCCAAGUUCUCCAAUGGUACAAUUCCCGAAAAUGACAGCUCCUCUGUUCCGGGAAGUGAAACACCUGACCAAGUUUCGAGAGACGACUCUCACGAGCCUUACAGCUCAGUGCAUGAUCACCAACAUUCAAAUUCCAAGCUUGGUCUUGCGAAUCGGACAAACGCUGAAGCACCAAAACCUGUUCCAGUUGCGGCAAGCUCAACUCUGUCAAUCAACCAACAACCUUUGAAACCUCAAUCAAGGGAGAUGCGUGCAUCGCAGUCUACAAUGGAAGCAAGCACGGAGUUCGAUUCGGCACCACUUCCACCAAGUGCUCCUCAAACCUAUCCACUACAUAUUCAAGCUCCACAAGCCCCACAAGCUCCACAAGCUCCACAAGUUCAAGCAUCUCAUGCACCUUUGCCCCCACCAGCAAGAAAAUACCCAGCAGCUUCUUCUGCGGAUUUCUCGAGAAGUCCACAUGGUGCAGCGCCGGCUCCUGUUCCAAAACAGAGAUCAGAAGUCCAAUCCAAAUAUUUUACCGAUUUGACGCAAGCGGACUUGGAGGCACAAAAGUAUAGACGCCAGUCAUCAUUGAGUUCCCAGAUGACUGGCGAGAUGAGAUCAUUAAAGCCCGAUAUUACAGGCUCUUCGCUUUCACUCCCAUCAGCUGGACAGUCCAUCUUCCACCACUCCGAAUUAACAUCAUUUGGGCUGAACGCCAGCAUUGCUGAAGUGAUAAAUGCAACCUUCAAAGAAGGAAUUCUCGAAUCGUCACAAGUUAUUGGAGAAAUUGCCCUCAAUUACAUUUCUAACGGUAGUGAAUUGCCAAUCGACAUUAACCUGAGAUUAUCACCGGGGGCUGGCUUAGAGAAGGUGAUUGCAAAUCAAGCAUUUAUCGAACGGAAGUCUCUAGAGGCUUAUAGAAUCAAUCCCCAAUUCAUCAACUCUAGAACGCUAGGUGCCUUGAAAUACUCAUUAAAGCAUCCCGUAGCACCUAUCGUUAUACAUCCUGCGUGGAAAUUUGAGGAACAUCAAGCGAGCGUUGUUUUAACGCUCAAAAUCGCUCCUACUACACCAGAAGUUCAAGAGUUAACGCUCAACGAUUUGGCCGUAUUUGCCUCUAUUGAAGGUGCCACUGCGACUAGUGCGCUAUCCAAGCCUUUGGGACUUUUCAGUAAGGAGAAAAAGCGCAUUACUUGGAAGUUUGAUGGUCCAGUGACCUUGAGACAAGACGGCGAACAAAGACUAAUUGCGAGGUUCAUGACAGAUGGUAUUGCGCAUGAAUCGAGCAAAGGAGUAAGUGCCAAGUUUAUAAUUUCCGGAUUCUUGGCCGAAAAUGCUUUGACAAUCGAAAGUCAAGAGGUGGAAGCAGAUGAUCCAUUUGGAUCUGGUGCGGAAUGGAAAAAGGUCGCCACAUCAAAAACGCUCGUUGCUGGCAAUUAUUAUGGAAGAUCUUAA
This is a messenger RNA of Lachancea mirantina, 2466 nucleotides long. NCBI's taxonomy places the organism in Eukaryota, Fungi, Ascomycota, Saccharomycetes, Saccharomycetales, Saccharomycetaceae. The record is from the annotation of a GenBank genome assembly.